CUGUGCCCAGCAGCAGCAGCAGUAGUGGGCAGUCAGUCAGCGACCUGGAGAGCAGGCAUGUCAAAGUAGUCCGUGCAUGCAGGAACCUGUCUGUUACUAUUAUUGUUGUCAUUUCAGUUAUGAAAGACUGCACCUUCCAGUCAUAACCUGAAUCUAGGAGACCCCUCGCAAGCAUCACGGAAUCCAAGGACUGAGGGAGACCGAGGUAGUUAGCAGCAACCAACCGGAGGGGCUGGCUCUCUGUCAGCCUGCGUGGGAAUGGCAGCUCCCCGGCCGAUUAAAGGCAUCCUGAAAAACAAGAACAGCGGCAGGAAUCUGAAAUCUCUGUCCGACGAGGCGCCGGGAGAGAACGCCGAGCACGGGCCGGGACUCACGGAGGAUGACCAGCAAAAGAAGUCGGCCAAAUGGGAUGAGAUGAACAUCCUGGCGACGUACCAUCCUCCUGACAAGGACUACGGCCUGAUGAAGAUAGACGAACCCAGCACACCUUAUAACAGGAUGGUUGGGGAUGACGAUGACGAAGGGGCACUAAGCGACUCAGACGGCCACGGCGGAGGGCUCGCGCCUGAUGACCUGGCCUCAAAGCUGGAGGCAGCGGAGGGGACGGAGCCACGCUUCAUGAAAGGAGAGGAAGAGAGCAGCGAGGAGGAGGAGGAGGAAGAGGAGGAGCUGACUCCAGCAGAGCAAGCCAAGAAGAAGCAUUUUCAGAUGAUGAGGAAGAUGCACUAUAACGAGGGCCUGAACAUAAAGCUGGCUCGCCAGCUCAUCGCCAAUGAGCUGGAAGAGGAGGAGGAGGAAGAUGAGGAUGAGGAUGAAGAGAUGAGGGACGCGACAGAGGACCCGAGGGAGGAGACGGAGGAGAUCACCGUAGACCCGCCACAGGAAGCCGAUUCCCUGGAGUCGUAGAGGACGUCUCCCCCCCCCUCCCCCUCGCCGCCGUCAGCAGCGCCGCGUCAGAUCGAGGCCCAGCGAGACGCCGCCGAUCAGAUCUGUGACCGAAAGCCGAGACAUGCAGCAAAAACACCGCUUCACUACCUGUGUAACAUCUCCCAACAGCCAAUAAGAGUACCAAUCACCUCUUCGUCUCCACUAGUCCAUAAAACUGUGCAAUAUUUUUUUUUUUUCUUAAUAAAAAAAAAAGGUUUCUCAGCACCAGGAAUAAAUCCCAGCACCUAAUAUGAAGACUGUUGCUUGUCCUUCCUCUCCUCUCCUGUUGCCAAGAACGCUCUCCUCACAUCUCUCUUGGACUGACGUCGCACUGAAGAAUAUAUGACUCAGGCCCUGAAAGGAGGAUCAAGGCCUUUUUU
Messenger RNA from Fundulus heteroclitus (mummichog), 1307 nucleotides. It is a transcript of the gene ppp1r2, whose product is annotated as protein phosphatase 1, regulatory (inhibitor) subunit 2. Lineage: Eukaryota; Metazoa; Chordata; Actinopteri; Cyprinodontiformes; Fundulidae. Gene Ontology annotation, molecular function: protein phosphatase inhibitor activity. The transcript is spliced from 6 exons. The record is from RefSeq and is a predicted model, not a curated record. Gene Ontology annotation, biological process: regulation of signal transduction. The coding region runs from base 259 to 906 and encodes 215 amino acids.